Molecule: messenger RNA, 967 nt
Organism: Hipposideros armiger (great roundleaf bat)
Lineage: Eukaryota; Metazoa; Chordata; Mammalia; Chiroptera; Hipposideridae
Gene: PNP
Product: purine nucleoside phosphorylase
Exons: 6
Biological process (GO): nucleoside metabolic process
Cellular component (GO): cytoplasm
Molecular function (GO): purine-nucleoside phosphorylase activity
Source: RefSeq, a predicted model, not a curated record
ACACAGAAGGUGCGGACACUAACGGUACGGAGCAGCCUAGGUGACAGCACCUCAACCCAUCCGAGCAGAGCCCAGCGGAGCAGGGCAGGUUCAUCGAGAGGGCGUCGGCGGGACCAUGGAGAGCCGAUUCACAUAUGAAGAUUGUCAGAGCACUGCAGAGUGGCUCCUGUCCCACACCAAGCACCGACCUCAAGUGGCAGUGAUCUGUGGUUCUGGGUUAGGAGGUCUGACUGAUAAGUUAACUCAGACCCAGGCCUUUGACUACAGUGAGAUACCAAACUUUCCCCAAAGUACAGUGCCAGGUCAUGCUGGCCGACUGGUGUUUGGGUUCCUGAACGGCAAAGCCUGUGUGAUGAUGCAGGGCCGGUUCCACAUGUAUGAAGGCUACCCGCUCUGGAAGGUGACAUUGCCAGUAAGGGUUUUUCAUCUUCUGGGUGUGCACACCCUGGUGGUGACCAAUGCAGCUGGAGGGCUCAACCCCAAGUUUGAGGUUGGAGACAUCAUGUUGAUCCGCGAUCACAUCAACCUACCUGGUUUUGGGGGUGAGAACGCUCUCAUAGGGCCCAAUGAUGAGAGGUUUGGAGUUCGCUUUCCCGCUAUGUCUGAUGCCUAUGACCGGGAGAUGAGGCAGAAGGCUCACUGUGUCUGGAAACAAAUGGGGGAGCAGAGAGAGCUACAGGAAGGCACCUACGUUAUGUUGGCAGGCCCCAACUUUGAGACUGUGGCAGAGUGUCGUCUGCUGCAGAAGCUGGGUGCAGAUGCUGUCGGCAUGAGUACAGUACCAGAAGUUAUAGUUGCAAGGCACUGUGGACUUCGAGUCUUUGGCUUCUCCCUCAUCACUAACAAGGUCAUCUUGGAUUAUGAAAGCCGAGAAAAAGCCAACCACUUGGAAGUACUAGAGGCUGGGAAACAGGCUGCGCAGAAAUUGGAAAAGUUUGUCUCCGUCCUCAUGGCUAGCAUUCCUGAC